Messenger RNA from Oryzias melastigma (Indian medaka), 2588 nucleotides. RefSeq names its product neuromedin-U receptor 1. Gene Ontology annotation, cellular component: plasma membrane. The coding region runs from base 723 to 1940 and encodes 405 amino acids. The transcript is spliced from 4 exons. NCBI's taxonomy places the organism in Eukaryota, Metazoa, Chordata, Actinopteri, Beloniformes, Adrianichthyidae. Gene Ontology annotation, molecular function: neuromedin U receptor activity. The record is from RefSeq and is a predicted model, not a curated record. Gene Ontology annotation, biological process: G protein-coupled receptor signaling pathway.
UUUUAUGUAUUAUCCAAAUGAGUAAAGUAUCACCCAAAUGCCCUUUUAAGUGUUGCAAAAUUAAAAAAACUAUAAAUAUAAAUUUGCAGAAGCUGUUGUGGUAGAAAAUAUUUAACGGACAUCAAAAGAAGGAUUUAAUACGUGGAUUAGUUGUUUUUAAAAGUCACUUCAAACAGCGGAAUCUGACAGAAAACAUGGUGUGAAUGUGGUGUGACAGAUAGGAGAUGACAGGAAAUGGGAUUGUGCUGAUUUCUCUCACCCUGGACCAAAUGGCCUAAAUGAGAACAUGUGAGGAUGUUUACAAAUAACUAAAUAUAUAUAUAGAUGCUGCAUAACCAUGCAGGGCUUUCAGGGUCAAAGUAAUCUCAACAUUCAUUUCUCUUCUGGUACCAUUUGUGCUCUCUCAUGGCCGAUAGAAUUGAGGAUGUUGACAACUUAUAUUAAUGAUUGUGUGAUAGCGUGAGAAGCCACAGGGCGGUGAAAAGAAGCCCAAUGAGAUGUAAAAGAUAAAACACACACAGCCUGUGGUGAAGAAAGGGAGGUAGGGAGGAAGAGCCAGAAAGGGAAAGAGGUGGUGUGAACACCGUCUGUCAAACAGGAGCAGUCGAGGCAGUUGUAGAGAAGCUCCAAAGAACCAGAGGAGAUUAAACAAAUCAGAUCUUUUGGAUCUUGUCUGCAGAAGAAGAAAAAAAAGUCCACAAGCUGCAGACUCUCAUCAUAAAAUGCUGAACUGCUCCUUUAACACCCUUAACCAAACCAGAACCACAGUUUUCAGCGGGCUGGGCUGCCCUGAAGCUGCCGUGAUCUGUGGGAUGAAUAUCUCCUGGCUGUUGUCCAGCGCUUCAGAAGAGGACUUAAAGGAAAUGUGCCUGAGCGAGGACGAGUACCUGACCACUCACAUGGGGCCCCGGACGUCCCCGUGGUUCUUUCCUGUCACCGUCACCUACCUCAUCAUCUUCAUGGUUGGUGUUCUGGGGAACUCCUUCACCUGUGCGGUCAUCCUGCGGUACAAUGUCAUGCAUACGGCCACCAACUACUACCUGCUGAGCCUGGCCGUGUCCGACCUGCUGGUGCUCCUGCUGGGCAUGCCGCUGGAGGUGUAUGAGAUGCAGCAGAACUAUCCGUUCCUGCUCGGCAAGGGGGGCUGCUACUUCAAAAUCUUCCUGUUUGAGACCGUCUGCUUUGCCUCCAUCCUAAACGUGACAGCUCUCAGUGUGGAACGCUACGUGGCGGUCACCGAUCCCCUGAAAGUCAAGCACAUGGCCACGCGCGCUCACGCCAGGAGGGUCAUCUUCAUGCUGUGGGGGCUGUCCAUGCUGUGUGCUCUGCCCAACACCAGUGUGCAUGGGAUUGAGGUCCUGUCUCCGAGGUUUGGACGAGAGUUUCCGCGUUCUGCAGUCUGUAAUAUGAUCAAGCCUGACUGGAUCUACAACCUGAUCAUCCUGAUCUCAACUCUGGUGUUCUUCAUGCUCCCCAUGUUGGUCAUCAGCAUCCUUUAUUUGCUCAUUGGCCUGAGGUUACGCAGGGAGAAGCUCAUGGCAAGCAUGGAUGCCAACCACAGCUUUGGGCCCGGAAGUGUCUCUAAGUCCCACCGGCAGAGGCUGACCAAACGGAACCUGCAAGUCACAAAAAUGCUCUGCGUGUUGGUGGUCGUCUUUGGUCUUUGCUGGGCUCCCUUCCAUGUGGACCGCUUGACAUGGAGCUACAUUGACAAGUCCUCUACUCAGCACCAGAAGAUCUUUGAGAAAGUUCACAUCGUCUCUGGAGUCUUCUUCUACCUCAGCUCUGCGGUCAACCCCAUUCUGUACAACCUCAUGUCUACCAGGUUCAGAGAAAUGUUCGGCCACCUCACGUGCUGCUCCAAAGCCUGGCCAGCCCGCUUCCGGUUUCAGAUGACUCGGCGCAGCACUUUGAGAAAAGAAAACGACCAACACUCAUAAAUUAAUUUAGCUGUUCUGAAAAAAAUGUCAGAAGCAAAAACCCAGAAACCACGAAAGAGACGUUUGACAGAGGAUCGAAUGUGUGACGGCAUGAAGGGUUCAGAUGUGAACUUGUUUAGGAACAUCUGAGAUCCACCACUGUCUGCAGCAGCACACAUUUUAAAGGUUAAACAUCUUUAAGAAUACUUGUGUUCCCUAGAAACCACAUCACAUCUUCUCUUUGUUUUCCUCACAGGGUUAAAAAUAGAGAGAACACUGAUCACGUGAUUGUUCGGUUCUAAGGAAAGUUGCCUUCAUUAUCAGAAGAAGACUCUACUGUAGUGUCGUUAUAGUGUUGAACUCUAUCCUCGUCUAAUUAAAAUUCAGGGCUUAAAAUGCAACAUGUGAGUCUUGUAAAACUGCACUAAGAAAGCUUGUGGAAUCUCUUAUCAGUGGGAUGAAACCCUACAAGGUUAAAUUUUGUGAAAAUGAAUUAAUUUAUCAAGAAAUAUAUAUAUUUAAAAAUAUGUUAGCUCAAAUGUAUUCGCUCUGACUGAACCAUUACAAGAAAUGUAUUGUGUAUCUUUUUUCUUCAUUAGAUGUAUGUUUUUAACUGCUGUUGUAAGUCUGAAUAAUGAGCUGAAUUGUUGUAAUAAAGUUGUUAAAAAA